This is a messenger RNA of Aspergillus fischeri NRRL 181, 273 nucleotides long. RefSeq lists its product as uncharacterized. Lineage: Eukaryota; Fungi; Ascomycota; Eurotiomycetes; Eurotiales; Aspergillaceae. Bases 1 to 273 code for a protein of 90 amino acids. The record is from RefSeq and is a predicted model, not a curated record. The transcript has 2 exons.
AUGAAACCAACCCCCUUCCUCCUCGCGCUGGCCGGCGCCGCUCUAGGCGCAAAAACAUGCACGCCGAGUUUCGAUUACUGCGCUACUACGCUCAUUGCUGAUAAGGGCUUCACCGAGGCGGACCUCGAGGCUGUCCUCAAGGCGGAGGGUCUGGAGACUGCGGACGUGAAGAAUGUGCUUUUCCACUGCAAGAAUCCGGGGGAUGUGGGGCAUGCAAAGCUGUGUCCUAAUGGGUGUACGGACCCGGCGACGGAGGGGAGUCAUGGUUGUUAG